Molecule: messenger RNA, 1809 nt
Organism: Effrenium voratum
Lineage: Eukaryota; Dinophyceae; Suessiales; Symbiodiniaceae
Source: the annotation of a GenBank genome assembly
AGCUGCAGUUUUCAGCUCCACCGGGGCAUUGCCACGACCGGACCGCUUUUUAUGCCAGACCUCCCGCUGCGCCGUGGGCGGCACGCAGGCAUGAAGGCGGAAAAGAUCAAAGAGGAGAGCGUGACGCAGGUGGGACACGCGGCCAGUGUGAAGCUCGAGUGUCCAAUGAAGAAGGAGCAGAGCCACUUUCCGCCUGUGAAGCGUCGACGCCUGCGGCGGCAUGAUUCGGAGGUGGGCCGGAUCGUGGGCUGCAUCAAGAGCGAAAUGAAAGAGGAGAGCCUUGACUUGCACAGCUUCUGGGCGAAAACAAAAGAAGAGGUGAAGGAGGAAGCGCGGGCAAUGGAUGCGGAAAGCCUGAAGGGAGGCUUCAUGAAGGGAGAAGCUGUUGGAUUCUGCAAGGUUGAAGCUGGCACAGUGGCGAAGGUCGAGCUUGCAGAGAGCGGACACCAGGAGGUGGCGGAGGGUCUGCCGGACCUGGCUGCUGGCAAGCGGGCGGCGUUCGAGCAGCGGAUGGUCGCGUGGGCCCGGCAAUGCGCCGAGUUCAAAAGGAGGAGGGCCACUUGGAUGCCUACGAGGCCCUGUUGUCCGGCGAACGUCUUCUUCAGCCACCCGGUGGCGCCACAGGAGGAGGACUCGCCCUGCGUGCAGCGCUUGUCCCAGAAGGAGCUGAGCUGCCUGCGGCGGUUCUUCGACCGCGGGCAUCCCGUUGUUUCAGCUCCGCUGGCAACCGGCCCAGCGACGAAGGCCGCAGCACGCGCUGCGGCGACCGCCGAGGAGGAAGCAGGCUCAUGCAUGAAGAUGUGGCCCUGGAUGCGGGACCUACCCAGCCACAUCUGGGCUGGUCGCGGCUGGGCCUAUGAUCAGAGCGGCCCACAGCGCUUGUCCUCAACGGGCGGGGCAGAAGGCAUGCAAGGUGUCCAAGUCUGGGAGUCUGCCGGCACUUCUGGGCAACCAGCUGCUCAGUUGCCCACUGCCGCCCCGCAGUCAGCUGCAGCAUCUGGGGCUGUUGCAGCGUGGGCUGCGAGCAAUGCCGUGAAGCCUGUGCGGGUGCUGUGCAAACAGCAGGAGAAGCAGAGUGGGGUUCCAGGCAUCAGCUGGCAAAGGAGCAGGUUUUGUUGGCAGCUCCAAUGGACGGAAAGGGACAGCAACGGGGCCAGCACGCGACAUAUCCGUAGUUACACCAUCAGCAGCUUCAUGAAGGACGGCUCUGACGAGGCGGCGGCUGAGGCAUCCGCGCUAAAAGCCGCCAAGGCCUUCCGCGCAGAGCUGGUGGCUGAGGGCCGCAUCAAGGAGAAGGUCCGGGACGAGAGCCUCACCUCCGAGGUGCCCGGAGUCGCGUUUGCCAAGGGGCGGAAGAAGUGGAAAGUCGAAAUCUCCGGGUCCGGCGGCCGGAAGAUCCAGGGCGGCUACUUCACGCAGAAGGCCGCGGCGGAGGAGCGGGCCCUGGAGCUGCGGGAGCUCCACGGGCUGCAGCGCUCCCUGAAAAGCUGCGCCUCGCGGGCGCGGCUGCCGGUCUUCCGGCCCAAGGCGCCCUUCCCGGGCGUCACUUGGCACGUGCGAGAUCAAGGCUGGCAGGCGGGCACCCCUGGCAGAAAACAUCGGCAGACGCGCGCGUUCAAGCCUCUGGACCACACGGAGCUGGAGCUGGAGAAGGCCUUCAGCCGGGCGGUGGCUUGGCUCAAGAAGCAGCGGCAGGAGAUGGCAGCUACGGGCAACGUGGAGGCGAAGGGAAAGAAGGCAAAGAGCAAGAAGAGCUGAGAAGAUGGCACGCAAACCUGGGGACUUGCAUGCUGAGCCGGUUAGCUGUGA